Molecule: messenger RNA, 3490 nt
Organism: Leptinotarsa decemlineata (Colorado potato beetle)
Lineage: Eukaryota; Metazoa; Arthropoda; Insecta; Coleoptera; Chrysomelidae
Gene: Nos
Product: Nitric oxide synthase
Biological process (GO): nitric oxide biosynthetic process
Molecular function (GO): heme binding; flavin adenine dinucleotide binding; NADP binding
Source: RefSeq, a predicted model, not a curated record
UGAAUUCACGAUGAAGGCAACUGUUUACAAUUGUUUUUGUCCGUAUGUUUUAUGGCACCUAUGAAAAUAAACCCAAUAAUUUCACCGUCAGUGAAUCCAGAGUUUGACGGAGAAGUACGACGUGUCUCCAGCACAAUGAAACCCAUUCAUCUUCCUAAAACAAAACUCCACGAACCCGUAAAUCUUGUCCGUUUCUUUCGUUGACGCGUCUCGUGAAAUAACAUCUGUAAAAAUGUCAUAAAGUGUGGUGCAACAGGAUAAUGUCGAUGAUCAACAGUAACCACAUCCAGCCGACGAUAUCAGGGAGCGAAUCUUUCUGUCCCGUCAUCCAGAAUUCUCCAGGGGUGCAUAAAAAGCCGAUCCGACUGCGGAAUAUAGUUACCAAAGCCGAGGCCUUCGAUUCGCUGCACAUAAAACCCUGUGAGCAAACGCCAUGUACGAAUCAAGUAUGCUUGGGGAGUAUGAUGGCCCUGCCCUUCCGAAACGAGUUGAGAACAACCCCGGAAAUUUUGAAACAUGCCAAAGAUUUCCUGGAUCAGUACUUUACGUCAAUCAGAAGAUCUACGGAGCGAAGUUGGCCUGGAGAAACUCCGUCAGAUGCAUUGGGCGUAUUCAGUGGUCUAAACUGCAGGUGUUCGAUUGCCGAUAUGUAACAACAACCAGUGGUAUGUUCGAGGCGCUUUGUAAUCACAUCAAAUACAGUACCAACAAAGGGAACAUAAGAUCUGCCAUCACUGUCUUUCCCCAACGGACAGAUGGGAAACACGACUACCGGGUCUGGAAUCCACAAUUGGUGAGCUACGCCGGAUAUCGACAGCCUGAUGGUUCCGUCAUCGGAGAUCCUAUGAACGUGGAAUUCACGGAUCUGUGCGUCAAACUUGGAUGGAAGAGUACCGGUGGAAAGUGGGACAUACUGCCUCUGGUACUGUCUGCUAAUGGUCACGAUCCUGAUUAUUUCGAUAUUCCUAGAGAGUAUAUACUGGAAGUGCCCAUGAGUCAUCCAACAUACGACUGGUUUGAAGGACUUGGCUUGAAAUGGUAUGCCUUGCCGGCAGUUUCCAAUAUGAUGUUUGACUGUGGAGGCAUCCAGUUCACUGCUGCCCCUUUCAAUGGAUGGUAUAUGAGCACAGAGAUUGGGUGCAGAAAUUUAUGUGAUACCCAGCGACUCAAUAUGUUAGAGACAAUCGCAUUGAACAUGGGGUUGGAUACAAGAACUCCAGUGACACUGUGGAAGGACAAAGCCAUAGUAGAAGCCAAUUUAGCGGUUCUGUACAGUUUUCAACAGAAAGAAGUCACCAUCGUAGAUCAUCACACUGCUUCGGAAUCUUUCAUGAAGCAUCUAGAGAACGAAGUGCGAUUGCGCAACGGUUGUCCAGCUGAUUGGGUUUGGAUUGUGCCCCCUCUAUCUGGUUCGGCUACCCCGGUAUUUCACCAAGAGAUGGCGUUGUAUUAUUUGAAACCGUCGUAUGAGUAUCAGGAAGCAGCAUGGAAAACGCACGUUUGGAAAAAGGGUAGGGAAUCUGGAAAGAGCAAGAAACCCCGUAGGAAAUUUCAUUUCAAGCAAAUAGCAAGAGCUGUCAAGUUCACCUCGAAGUUAUUCGGUAGGGCGCUUUCCCGUCGCAUUAAAGCUACGGUUCUUUACGCUACUGAGACUGGAAAAUCCGAGAACUACGCCAAAAAAUUAGGGGAACUGCUUGGGCAUGCUUUCAAUGCUCAGGUGUAUUGCAUGGCCGACUAUGACAUCUCCAGCAUUGAACACGAAGCACUCUUGGUCGUGAUCACCUCCACUUUCGGGAAUGGAGAUCCACCAGAAAAUGGGGAGGAAUUUGCCAAAAACUUGUACACAAUGAAAAUGAGUGAAAACGGCAUAUCCAACGGAGAUCCAUCUAAAUUGAGUAUGGCAUCCUCGAAGUCCUUCAUCAAAGCCAACAGUCAAUCAGAAAUAGCAACAAGAAACAAAAAACUCGACAGACUCAAUUCUUUGAGGGGUUCGGUACUGAGCGAGCCUUUGAUAGAGGAUACCUUUGGUCCUCUCAGUAAUGUUAGGUUCGCCGUGUUUGCCCUUGGCUCGAGCGCCUAUCCGAACUUCUGCGCUUUUGGUAAGUACGUGGAUAACCUACUGGGAGAGCUGGGUGGAGAAAGACUGUUGAAGAUGGCGUCCGGAGAUGAAUUAUGCGGGCAGGAACAGGCCUUCAGGAAGUGGGCACCACAAAUUUUCCAGGUUGCUUGCGAAACUUUCUGUCUCGAUGACGAUGAUACUCUCUUAGAAGCAACCAUGACACUUCAGAGCGAAUCACUCACAGCGCAAAAUGUGAGAUUUGUAGAAUCAAGAGCUACAGCGGCGCCAGUGGGAUUGUCAAAAUGUCAUAACAAAAAGGUUUCUGUGUCCAAACUGCUUCGAAGAACCAACCUACACGGCGAGAAAUCUACGAAAGCUACUUUGCUGUUGGAAUUCAGAAGCAGUCUUCCGUAUAAACCGGGAGAUCAUCUCGGGGUGUUCGCUAAAAAUAGGCCGGACUUGGUGGACGGGAUAAUCAAGAGGCUGAAAGGUGUGACAGAUCCUGACGUUCCUGUCGAGAUGCAGAUCCUUCAGGAAACACAUACUUCUAAUGGUGUCAUGAAAAGCUGGAAACCACAUGAACGGCUUCCAUCCUGUUCGGUCAGAGAACUAUUUACUCUUUAUCUGGAUAUUACCACGCCACCGUCGCCAAAUUUGCUGCAGCACUUCGCAUCAAUCGCCACAGACGAGGAAGAACAAAAAAAACUCAAUUUGCUUGCAUCUGAUUCUGCCUCUUACGAGGACUGGCGACAUUGGAGAUUUCCCCACCUGCUAGAGGUUCUUGAAGAAUUUCCUUCGGUCAAACCGUACGCGCCUCUUCUAGCAGCUCAACUCAGCAUCCUGCAACCGAGAUUUUAUUCGAUUUCUUCUAGUCCGGCUCUGCACAUUAACGAAGUUCACUUGACCGUAGCUGUUGUAGUAUAUAGAACGCAAGAUGGAGAAGGAGAAAUGCAUUAUGGUGUCUGCUCGAACUAUCUACAGGAUGUUCCCCUGGAUACGGAUAUAAAUAUGUUUGUCAGAGGGUAAGUGAAGAAUCAGUCACUUAAGGUGAGUAAAUUGAUGUAUAAGUAAUCAAAUCACCACUCCAGUGAUCUAAUGGAUUAUUCUCGAAAGAUAGGUUGGUUGGGAUCAGGAACAGUUUUUCUCAGAAAAACGAUUUAUUUCUUAUAGAUCUUUCGAUUUUAAAAUAGCUCCUCUGCGGGGCUCUCUGAGAAUGAAUUUUCAAAAUCAGAAUAUAUAUGAAGUUACAGAAAUAAAAACGAUUUCAUGAAUUCUUCAGUGUAAAGCUCACAGUAAUGUACUACUUGAAUAUGGUUUGUUUCCUUCGAAAUAUGUAAAGGGCUCAAGACACAAUUCAUGGCAAUUCGGAAAACAACCACUCUUACUUUUGCCAAGUAGUUGGAUUGUUCGAUACACUGAAUGGUAGUCGUU